ACAACCAAGCAUCAAGCCCUCUGCAUUCUACCGGUCGUCCUGCACCUGAGUCACCCCUUGCUCAUCAUACCCGUCAAAAUUCUACUGCAGCCCUCGGCAGAAAUACAACGCCCACGCCACUUUCGCAGCUUGCUGAAGAAGACAGCGAAGAUUCCGUUGAAGCCGAUGAUGUGGAACUUCUCCUUGCACCUGCUGCUCCUCUUGGGGCGCCCACACCUGCGAUACCCAGGAUUCGGGCUGUUCGACUUCAACACAACACGUCAGAACCUGAAACGCCCCUCGCGCCCCUCUCAAUUCCUUCCUACGCGAGCGAACCUUUCCUACUUGUCACCUGUACCUCCGACCUCACAGAGCACGCCUGGCCUCCGCCCUCCCAAAGCCAAUAGUGCAAAUCGCAGCUCGAUAAUGUCUUGGGAACAAUUGGCAAAUGAUGGAUCACAGAUAAUUGCACAGGAAGAGGUAGAAAAAAUGCUUUCAGAGAUUCAGGCACCCUUCACGCCAAUUAACCCUUCACCGAACGUCGGUGUUCUUGCACUUGAAGUCCCUGAAAGUCCCUGCCUCUCUGCUCUACCAUCGCCAGGGGGUUAUGGGUCAAUAUCUCAGGUUUUAUUACCGGAUGUCACACCUUCGCCCGCAAUGCACCAUUUCAAUCAGAUGUUCAAUACGUCUACGGAGCUUCCCGCUCCUAUGGACUCGGGCACAGUCACUCUACUUCGCUUACAAGUGGCAUCCGCCGAGAAUACGGCAAAGGAGCGCCUCGUUCGCCUGCAGGAGUUGGAGGAGCAGCUGCACGUCGCGAAACAUUCUCGUGUUCAGGAGACUGAAGAACUCGCGAAGCAAGUCUCCUUCCUAGAGCAACAGCUUCAUAUCAGCGUUGAGGCGAGGGAAAGGUUGGAUGAGGAGCGUUCUGCCUUCACUGCAUCCCUGCAGGACCAGUUACGCCACGCAGAAGCCUCUAGCAAGCAAGCAUCCAACGCUGCUUUUGCACGUGGACAAGAAGAGGCUGCUGCGUCGUGGGCAGAUUUUCUCAAUCAGAAGCAGCAAAAAUGGGAAGUAUGUUCUCUCGUUCGUGAGAUUAAAGUAGAAUGGGGCUCUGUCAGAGAGCAGGCGAAGGUGGAACAUGAGUUUUUGCAGGCGAGUCGCGAGUCGCUGAAAGUAUUUCUGGCUAUGCUGGAUCAAAGCCAGAAGCAGAUGCAAUGUCUGCUUGCUUGAACGACAUUUAUGCUUAUGAGCUUCAUCUAUUCCUUGGAUUAAUCUGUACUACAUCGAUGACCACUCAUUCUUCUCGUUAACAUCUAUGCCCGUGUACCUGUACAUAGUACACGUCACCUAUCAUCUGGCCAUAAGUACGAAUAUUUAGGAAUGUUAUUUCCUUUUUCCUCAGAAAGAACACACGCCAGUGUGCCGUCAAAACCA
Molecule: messenger RNA, 1416 nt
Organism: Suillus bovinus
Lineage: Eukaryota; Fungi; Basidiomycota; Agaricomycetes; Boletales; Suillaceae
Exons: 2
Coding region: 166-1212 (348 amino acids)
Source: RefSeq, a predicted model, not a curated record